UUUUUUUACUGAAUUUAAUCUGGAUCGAAAUCUAGAGAAAUACAUAAAAAUUAUCUUCAAAUCAAAUUUCUCAAGAAAAUUCCGAAAAAAAGUAUUUUGCAUUUCUCUCGUCAUAAUCCUUUCGGGAAGUAAUCAAUACUGUUUAAUAGGUUUCCGCCAAAUUAAGUGAUGAAAAAUUUGCACUGGUCUCAAAUCUAACCUAAUCCUUGGGUAAUGUGGUGAUAAAUCUCGAUUUCAAUUUCAAUUUUUUUUCCGAAUUUACAUUUGAUUUAAGCUUUAUUUAUUUUAAGUGAGUUCGAUCGUGUAGAAAUACAUUACAGCUCUCACUAGAAAAAUGGAGAAGAUUCUUAGUUGUUAACUUUUACCGCUUCCAAAAUCUUUUAAACAAUCUCAUUCAGUUUGACUGAGAAUGGUCAAGUCAACAGAUUUAAUCUGUUUAACGUCAAAUGUUCCAUUUACCCUGUACAUGUGCAACAUCUAACGAAUACUAGUUCGUAGAGCCUAGACAAUUUUCUAUAAACAAGAGUUGUUAUAACAACUUUGGUUUCCAGUUUAUUCACCAGUUAGAAUUCUGGUUAAUUAAUCUUAAUAUCUAGACAAUUUUGUUUCACGUGUACGUUGGUAAGAUCAACAUCUGAGGGUUUUAUUUAUGUCAGGCUGAUGGUUCCUACGAUCGACAUGAGGAGUAUGAGCGUUUUGAUACUCGAUUCGGCUGAGCGAAAAAUUGAUGUACAUAGAGCGGUUUCUAUAUCUUAGUUAUCAUGUCUCUGUCUCGUUUUUAGAUGAUCAAUGACAAAAGUAUUCGAAUCGAUGUAGCUAGUGUAUCACAAAAACAGAAUAGCCAAGGUUUUACAGGACGUGGCAAAGGCGACUACAGUGAUGAGAAUGACUAUGGGCAAAGACGUGGUGGUGGUUAUCAUCAAGAACAACCUCAAAGGCGUGGACAACAGUUAAAGCAAAAUGGCGGUGAUAGACAGUAUGAUGGAAGAGAUGGAAAUAUGAGAGGAAGGUCAAAUUAUUAUCAAAAUGAUUCUGGUUAUUAUGAACAAUAUCCGCAAAACAACAAUAGUCGUAAUUAUCAAAAACAAUCCCCCUAUUAUGCUGGAGAACUAAUGACACAAAGCUAUAACAAUGAAUCAGGUAAUCGUGGCCAAAAUCGUUUUAAUUAUCAACAGCAACAACAAUUUCAUGGUGAACAUCAUAAUAGACGACAACAGCAACAACCCCGCACAAACUCAUCCGCAUCGCACAAUGAGCAAUCGCGUGAACGAACAUAUAGUUUACGAAAACGCCCAUCGAAUAAUGAUGAUGAUGUAUUUACAGCAGCUGUUGUACCUGGAACAAAUAAUGAAGGAGGACAAACUGAUGGAUUAGAACAUUUGCAUGAUGAACUAGAAGGUGAUAAAGAACAGUAUGAUCAUGAAAACAACGAAGAAAAUUUACGUGAUAGUAAUGAUGAAGACAAAUUAACAGAUAUGGAAAAUCAGCAGUCUGGUUCAGCUGGUCCGUUAACUCAACGUCAACAUAGUAAAAAUUGGGCUGAUUGUGAACCAGCCGGUUUAGAUUCAACUGAUGAUCAUCCUGAUACGUUUGGUAAUUCUCAACCACAUUUUUCACCUACAAACAAUUCAGGUGAUUAUCAACAACAGUCUCAACCAUUUAUGUUUGAUAAAUUUGGUGGACAACAACGCGGUGGAAGAGGUGGUAGUGGAAGAGGUAGUGCUGGGAGAUAUAACAAUCGAGGAAUGAUGGGUGGCAAUUUCCAGCAUCAACGUGGUCGCUUUCCUACACGUGGACCGAUGAUGGGCGGUAGUGGAAUGAGAAAUGAGCGAGGAAAUAAUCGUGGAAAUAACAAUAUGUUUCGCGGACAACAACAACAUUACAAUAAUAACAGGGGAAAUUACCACGGUGGUAAUUAUAAUCAGUAUCAAGAUUAUCAACAAAAUCAGCAAUAUAGACAACCACGACGUCGAUCAACGACGCGUGAUUUAAGAAAUUCAGGUGACACAAAUAAUAAUCAAUCUAGUAUACACGAUCUUGAUAAUCAAACAUCGUCUAAUGAUAAAACAAACGAAUCUCUCUCAAAUGCUAUUGAACGGCCUCGUUUGCAAUUGUUACCACGUUCAGCAGCAGUCAAAUCUGACGCAAGAAAUCCAAGCAUCUUCGGCACUGGUAAACCUCGUGAUGAAUCAGAUCCAAAAGUGGCUGAAUUUGAUAAACACAUCGAAGAAAAAGUUGAGAAAGUGCGUACUGAAUCGUUAACAGAUACUACAACGUCACAACCGACAACACCUACAACUAUGAACACUAAAUCAACACAACCAAAUAUUCAAGUAUAA
Molecule: messenger RNA, 2339 nt
Organism: Didymodactylos carnosus
Lineage: Eukaryota; Metazoa; Rotifera; Eurotatoria; Philodinida; Philodinidae
Source: the annotation of a GenBank genome assembly